Molecule: messenger RNA, 354 nt
Organism: Chondrus crispus (carragheen)
Lineage: Eukaryota; Rhodophyta; Florideophyceae; Gigartinales; Gigartinaceae
Product: Probable U2 small nuclear ribonucleoprotein A'
Exons: 1
Coding region: 1-354 (117 amino acids)
Biological process (GO): mRNA splicing, via spliceosome
Cellular component (GO): U2 snRNP
Molecular function (GO): protein binding; U2 snRNA binding
Source: RefSeq, a predicted model, not a curated record
AUGCGUCUAACCUCCGAACUGGUGCAGCAGUCUACGGCGGUGCUGAUAUGCGUGGGGGACCAGACGCUGGUGCUACAGAACCUGUCGAUCCCUGCGAUCGAGAACCUAGAGAGCGCGCGCGACGGGUUCGACACGCUGGACCUAUCCAACAACGUGAUCACGACGGUGGAGGACACGUUCCCGCCGUUCCCCCGUGUAACGACGAUGCACCUGGGCGGGAACCGGAUCGCGCGGAUCACUGGCCGGCUCGCGCAGUCGCUGCCAAACCUGCGCACGCUGGUGCUGACGGGGAACCGGAUCGCGACGGUGGCCGACCUCAACCUAGUUGAGCUGCGGCGGCUCCGGCGGCUGUGA